AUGAGAUGGACACAGGUAGGCAAGGCCAGCUUUCUCCCUGCCGGGGGCUCCCCCUUGGCGGGGCAGGGGAGCAGAACCACCCCCACGAGGUGCGGGACGGGCGCCAGGAACGGGUUCUGCGGAACACUGGUCCUGCCGGUUCAAGAACUACAGCUCCCGGCAUGCCCCGCGAGAGACAGCNAAGAUUUGCUGAAGCUGCCCUUCACAGACACAGAAAAAGAGUGUUUGGAGAAGUUUUUACAGGCCAAAUCUGGUGUUCAGAACCGUGAAUUCCUCUUAGUCCACCAUCUGCAGCGUGCCAACUACAUCCCAGCACUCCAGCUGAAUCAGUCCAUGAAGGCCAGUCUGACGAAUGAUCGUGAUCCUCGCUUGAGAGAGAGAGCAGUUGCCAGAAAUUCUCUGUUAGACCAAUAUGGCAAGAUCCUUCCCACAGUUCAAAGGAAGCUGGCAGUAGAGCGAGCCAAGCCGUACCGUUUGCCUUCGUCGGUCUUAAGAGAAGUCCCAAGGCCAAAGCCUUUAUCCACAGCAACAAGGCAAGCUAAUGCAGGAAAUGUACAUACAAGAGCAACUUUCAUCAGUAAAGUGUUGUCCAAAAUUGGCGAAGUAUGGUUAGGAAAUGAGCAGAAAACAAAUAUCUCACUAUGUGACAGUCCUAGAACUACAGAGCCAGCAGUCAGUACUCAUCCUCUCCCUGCUGCUGAGUUGCCUGAUGCAUUUCUUGGGACACCUAUUACAAAACUUUCUCAAAAGUGUUCAAGGUUGCUGGAUUUGGUGGUUCGUCCUGUUCCUUCCCGCGCUGAGGCACAGGAGGGGAACUGGCAGUCCCCGUGCAGGGCUUCUACUUCUUCUGUGGCAUCCAGCCCCCUGAGAUCAAAUACACAUCGCUCCAGCUCCCAAAAGAAUCUGCGAAGGGCAUCAGAGUUGAAUUUACUGGAAACUCCUCUUGUGGUCAAGAGAGCUAAAGUUUUGGCCACAUCUUCUGGUUUUCCUGGGUUUACUCCUCAGUCUAUUCUCAGGUCCAGCCUUCGCACUACACCCCUGGCAACUCCCUCUGCAUCCCCUGGACGAUCAGUUACUCCUCCUCUACGAGCAAAGGAACCUAGAAUAUCUUUCAGGGAAGAGAGCUCACAUGCUAAAUGGACUGUCGGGGUGACAGAAGAUGAUAAAGCACUAUUUGGAACUUCAUCUGAGCAUCAUCAUGGUUUGGUGGAGGAUGCUUGGUCUGAAAGUAGAACUAAACCAGCUCUGUUUACUCUGAGCAAUCCUGGGUAUGAUCAUGCUGAAUUACAGGAGUCUUUAGAAAGCAUGCCUGGAGAUGAUUUGGAGAAGGUGGAUGUCAGCAAGGAAAAUAGUAAUUUCUCUGUCAGAUCAGACCAGACUACUUUGGAGUAUCAUGAUGCAAAAUCACCUGGUGAUUUUGAGGAUGAUGUCAUCUUUAUAGCUGCUAAACCAGCUAAUUCUUCCACUGAAGAAACUGUUGAUGUUCAAGAAAUGGAGAAAGAGGAAGAAAGUGAAAUGGUUGAAGAUAAACCUUUCCAAAUGAAACAACUAGAUUCUUCAGGACGAAGAAAAGAAGCUGGAUUUGUGGAAGAAUCAAAUGCUGAAUGUCAUACCCCUCCUGAGCAUAAGCUGGUGUUUAAAGCUUCUGAGGCUGCAACUUCUGGUGCUGGAAAUGAAGGUGAAACAACCUACCAGAAGUCUGAAAUGACUUCUUCAUCAGAAGAAAAAGCUAUACUGGUUGCAACAAACCCACAGCUCGCUGAAUCGCCGGAGGCAGACAGUGAAUCUGUGAUAAGUAUCCUUGACAGUGAGGACAUGGUCAGUACUCCAUCUGAAAAUCGCCUUGAGGGCAAGUGUGUGCAUUUACCUGAAGAACGUAACCCUGAAGCAGCUGAAGAAGUCCCUGUUUCUAACAGUCCACCAAAAACUGAGGAAAUUAAUGUUAUAGAAGAUACCCCAGAACCAGCACCUGAAACAUCACCAUAUAGUGAGCUAGAUCCAUCAAGUGAUCUUCAUUAUAGCUAUGAAAAUAUAGAGCAACAGUUUGCAUGUGAUUUGCCUGAUAACAAAGACAGUGAAUGUGAUGCAGCUGAGGGAGAUGGAGACCUUUUUCUAUCUCAGAGUAAUUUUACCUUAGUUUUGGAAGGAGAAGAAGGGGAAGCAGAGAUGGGAGACCCUACAUCAGUAGAAGCUUCUAAACCAGAUGACACAACAAGAGAAGAAAAACCUGUGACUAAUUUAGGAAAUACUGAAAGCCAGGAACAUGUUACAAACUCAGUGUCCACUGUAACUGGUGAUCAGGAACCUCAAAAUAUUGCAGAGUCACUCCCAUAUGUGCCUGAACCUAUUAAGGUUGCCAUUGCUGAGAACUUACUGGAUGUAAUCAAAGACACGAGAAGUAAAGAAUUUACAUCUGAAGUUGUAGAACAAUCUAUUCAUGAAACCAUAGGUAGAAAGGUAACUAGAUUCCAGAAGGCAAAAACUCCCUUAAUGCCUGUGCUAGAAGCAGAGGGAGAGGAAACCAGCAGACAUCAUUAUGGUAUUGCUCCUAGAACACGCACAAGGGGACAGCUGAAUAGAAGUCUGAGUGUACUGUCAGCAGGCACUCAGCAGCUGCUGAAGACAGACAGCCCAGCUCUGCUUGGACUGUCUCCUCGGAGAAGUACCAGGCGAACAAAAGAAGCAUCUGAGACUCUCAGACUCCAAACAGAGGAAAAUGCUCAAGAGGAGCAAAUACCUGUGACACCUGUUACUCCUAGGAGAGGUAGGAAACCUAAACUGUCCAAUUUAGAAAAAACAGAAAGCAGCCAUUCUGAUGGGCAAACAUUGUCUGACAGUACGGGGCCUGUUACUCCCAGAAGAGGAUUAAGGAGAGCAAAGGAAGCUGCAUCUGAACUCCAAGAACAGGCUAAUGAGGAAACGCCUCUUGCUGAAGGCAGCAUUAUUGCUUCUUUCACUUCCAGAAGGACUAAAGGAGGAAAAAGUUUAGCUGGAAAUCCAGAAACUGGCAAGAUUGACACUGAUCAUAAAGUAAAAACAGCAGUCAGUCCUAGUAGAAGUGCAAGAAAACUGAAAAGCUUUAAUUUACAGUUUACUGAAGAUACUGUCAAGGAUCAACAGGUGCAGCUUAGUGACCAACUCCUUUUACCUGUGCAAAGUAAAAGAGGCAGAAGAAGAAAGAUUAGUUCAUCAGAAGUUUCAGAAAAUUCUGAUCUUGAUGUGUCUAAAUCAUCGCUUCCUCAAACAGAAUUUAAACUUCCUGUCACGCCUAGAAGAAGUGCUAGGAAGGCAGCACAGAACCUCUUGGCAGACCCAGAGUCUACCUCUUCUCAGGAAGACAUACAUUCAGGUGUGAAAGUAGAAGUCCUUGGUACUCCUAAGAGGAGAGCUAGAAGAAUGCCACACGAGAAUCCAGAAAAAAUGGAUACUCAUGAGCAAACUCCUGCAGAGCCAAGUGAGGAGACAACCACACCCAGGACGACAGUAAGGACAGGGCGUCGGGGCAGGAAGAGGAGGUCAAUGUCUGAGGAGACCUCCCAAGGAUCUGGUGGCAGUCCUUUGCUGCUUGAAGACAUAAAUCCCUCAGGACGGGAUCAGACAUCAAGAGCUCUGACAGAUCGUGUUACAAGAACCAGAUCCCGAAGGACUGCCAUCUAUCAGAAAGAGUCUGUUGAGGAAAAUGAGGCUUUCCUUUUCUCUCCUCCUCUGACAAAGCUGACAAAGAAAUUUGAAGCUGGAAAAACAGACCAUCCUGUCCAGUUUAAGGACUUAGACCCGGAUUUGUCUUCUCAAUUUGUCUUUUCACCCCCUCUUUUGAGGUCAAGGAGAAAAAAUGUGUCUAGCAUUUCCCGAAUUGUGAAAGAAGCAGAGCUUCCAGCUAAAGAGGAAGAGGAUACCAAAUCCAUAGAGUCUGGGGGAAAGCAAAAAUUGAAGAGAGGUAGAACUCCAAAAUCAAAAAUGAAGAAAGCAAGCAAAACCAUAAAAGAAGGUUCUUGGUCACCUCCACCAGUCGAAAUAAAAUUCAUCUCUCCUUUUGGAAGUCCAGUGGAUGGAACAAAAACCAAACAGAAAGAAACUACAGAUGCAGCAGGGAAGACCCUAAGAAAGAACAAAAAAAGACUGUCUAAUUUUCCAAAGCCAGUUGUGCGCCGGAAGAUGCUGUAACUGUUUUUUUAAGUUUAUAAUGUACACCACUGUUUGUAAAGUCAUCAAAAUUGUGUGAAUUAGUAAAAAGAAGAAAAAUCAUCUAAUUUGGAAGAGAUAAUUUAUAUAAAUUAUUGUAAAAUUUCAUAAAAAAAUGGUCUUCAGUAAGUAACUCCAUAUGGAGUGUGAUUUCCUCAGUCAAUGCAGUUUUCUAUUUUAUAUUAAGACUUCAUACAUUUAUAUAAUAUGUAAAUACAGCUUAUUUUAGGAAUGUUAAAUAAAAUGUAUACUUCACAAUGUGCUUACUGUCUGAUAGCUUUUUGAGGGAAUACUGGGUUGAAUGACCUGUAUUGCUCAGAACUUUUAAUGUUGGUUUGUGGGAGUUACAGACUCUCAAAAGUGAUUCCGAAAUUUUUUUAAAGGUUUGUUUAGAAUUCCUAUAACAAGUAAACAUUUUAAACAUACUAGUUUUAAUUUUAAAAUUAUGUUUGACCUUCUGGCACAAGUAAUUGGACUUACAAUACAAACUGGUAAUUCCUUAUGUUCAUGGUUAAGUUGUACUGUAUUGAAGUCAGAAUGUAAACAAUUGUGUUUUAAGCUGUGCAAUAUUUUUUUUUUGUAUUUGUCUUAAACUUUGGGAAAGCUGCUCUUUAGUUCAUAAAACCAGAUCACACCUCAGAUGUGACAUUACUUCUUAAAAUUUGUUGUCAGCAAAAAGUUAACUGUACAGAUGGUGUGAUGCUUACAAUAGCAUAUCAGAUUUAAAGGGAUACUACCCAGAUACUUUGAAAUUUGAGACAAAAUUAUUUUCGUAAUACGACUGCUUCUAUAAUUGAAAUACUUGUUGUCUGUAAACAUGCUUCACAGUAUUUGAAACCUGCAUAUUACAGCACUGAAAACCUGAUGGUAAAACCUAUAUAAUAGUCUGAAAAAGGUACAAAAAUGUACAGAAAUCUCAGUUACAAACCAUAUUUUUGAAUAAUUAUUUCAUUAACAGUCUUGGGUUAAGGAGUAUAUGUCCCUAUAAAGUUUCAAUUUGUAUAAUAAAGUGACAAACCUAUUCUUUUAAAAGCAGACAUGGAAGUACUAUUUUGAUGUGCAGUCUUUUAGACAAUGGAUUAUUUUUCUGUAUGUUAAUUUAUAUAUGGAUGCAACUUUGAAGACUACAGAAUGGUGGAACCUGAUAUUAAACUUUUCAAUUAGUAAAAACUACAGUUAUUUUAAGACAUAAAUUAUUUAUUAGCUAAUAGCUUGUACAUAGUGAAUGAAUGUAUUAAUAACAGACUGAGCUUGUGAAAGAAGAUUGUUCUGGGGCCAUGAUUUUUCUGUCUCAGAACUGAUCAUGAUAGAGAAGCAAUUGCAUGCAUUUGAAUAUUCAUUUUUCUCCUUGGGAAAGUAUUCAUGACUGAAUGAAAGCUUGAAAAAAAAAAAAAGUCAAAUGUUUAAAAUGUGAAAGUGGCAGUAAAUUGAGACCUGUGA
Cyanistes caeruleus (blue tit) is the source of this 5622-nucleotide messenger RNA. The record is from RefSeq and is a predicted model, not a curated record. NCBI's taxonomy places the organism in Eukaryota, Metazoa, Chordata, Aves, Passeriformes, Paridae.